Messenger RNA from Knipowitschia caucasica, 438 nucleotides. The record is from the annotation of a GenBank genome assembly. NCBI's taxonomy places the organism in Eukaryota, Metazoa, Chordata, Actinopteri, Gobiiformes, Gobiidae.
AUGCUCCAGAGUGAAUCACUCACACAACAGAAACACAUUAAAGAACUGGAGGACAGAAUCGAAGAGCAGGAGAGAUAUCACCGCCAAUGGAGCCUGUGCUUAUAUAGAUUACCAGAACGAGAGGGAGAGGACCUGAAGAAGAUAGUCAUCGACAUCUGCCGGGCCAUUGCCCCGGAGACCGAGAGCGUUCUACUCCUGUUCGUGGACAUCUGCCACAGGCUCGGAUGGAGAAUGGAAGGGACAACACGGCCUGUGAUGAUCCGAUUCAUAUCCAGAGCGAUCAAGAAAACCUUCUUGAAAACCAAAAAGUUCUACUUCAAAGAGGACCUCUCAGCGAAAAACAAGGAGAUCUGCAAGUGCCUUUUAUUGACGGUAAACCUGUUUAGUGAUGAACAGAUGACCUAUCGAUGGCCAUUUACCAUCGUGAUUUCCCGGUAA